Molecule: messenger RNA, 665 nt
Organism: Aspergillus sclerotioniger CBS 115572
Lineage: Eukaryota; Fungi; Ascomycota; Eurotiomycetes; Eurotiales; Aspergillaceae
Exons: 1
Coding region: 141-479 (112 amino acids)
Source: RefSeq, a predicted model, not a curated record
CUGGAGGGAGUAGCCUGGAUACGGCGUACGGAGUAUACUGUAGGUAGAUGUGGUUUCUGCCACCAUGAACAGGCACCAGUGAGUGUGAUGUUGUCAGUUGUCAGAUAGACAGAAGUGGACGGCGGCUCCGCCAUUCAACCAUGGCCCGAAAGGGAAUGACUUCCUCCCCCGGCCUUUCCACGCCGGCCACUCACUCACUCGGCUUGUCUGUCCUCUUCCUCUUCCUCUUCCUCCUCCUCUUCUUUUCCAUCGCAACUCAACGCCUCUGCCAUCGUCCGCCCUCUGGAUUGUGUCAAUUCUUUGGCCUCCUCCCCCCUUCCGUUCACCUCUCUCCCCCUCCGCUCAUCCUUUUCUCUUCUUCUCCGCCUUCCCACUUUUGUCCUCUCUUUCUCUCCUCCUCCCCCCCUCAUUUUCUCUGCUUAAUAUUGGGAUCCAAGAUCGCUUUAUAUUUUUUUUUCGCAUUUAAGCCCUGCAGAUAGCAAUUGAGCUUCUUCUUUUCUUGACCUCCCAUUUUUGGCCUACCGCCUGCCUCUAUACAUUUGGAUUACACUCGGUGUUAAUAUCCGGUGCUGUUCGACGUCCGUGUCAGCAGCCUAUUAUAAUUCCAUUGACGUCUCUUGCUUGACGGUAUGUCUCGCCCUUCAGGAUAUCAAUUGGCGAUCUUC